UUGUCACAGCCACCCACCAUGCAAGCCGCAACACGCUUCGGCCGCACGGUCAAGUUCCCCCGACUCCCACCAACAAUGCAUAUCGUUCCCGUCCCCGUUCGCGACGACAACUAUGCCUAUCUACUCAUUGAUGAGCCCUCGAAGAAGGCCGCUGCAGUUGACCCCUACGAUGUGGCCAAAGUUGUCUCUGCUGCUGAGAAACUAGGUGUUGAACUCGUUGCGGGUAUUACGACACAUCAUCACUAUGACCACAGCGGGGGCAACGAGAAAUUCGCUUCAACAUUUCCCGGUAUCACAAUCUAUGGCGGAAGCGACAAAACACCUGCGUUAACCCAACUUGUCAAGGACAAAGACGAAUUCACGAUUGGCGAAAACAUUCAUGUCAAAUGUCUAGCCACCCCAUGCCACACUCAGGACUCUAUAUGUUUUCAUGUCACUGAUCCCACUAACAACAACCACCCUGGAGGAGUGUUUACCGGUGAUACACUCUUUAUUGGCGGUUGUGGUCGAUUCUUCGAGGGUACAGCGCCAGAAAUGGUCUCUGCCUUGAAUUAUUUGGCCACCUUGCCAUCCUCGACAGUCGUUCUCAAUGGACACGAGUACACAGCCGGGAAUCUUGCAUUUGCAAAGUCUAUCGAGCCGGAAAGUGAAGGCGUCAAGAGACUUGAAGAGUUGGUGGCAAAUAACAAAAUUACUACUGGCUUGACUACCAUUGGAGAUGAGAAGGAAUGGAACGUAUUCAUGCGACUUGGGAAUUCUGCCGUAAGGGCUUCGGCCAAGGUCUCCUCCGAUACACCUGAGAGCAAGGUCAUGGAAGCACUGAGAGAACUUAAAAACAACUUUAGAGGAUGACAGGUUGCCGCGUCUUUGAUUUCUGGAUAUUUUGAUAACCUCUUGUGUAAUGCUUGGUUCUAUUGUUGUAAGUACACGAAUUUCAAUUUGUUCAUUGGUCGUGAUUCGGAC
Molecule: messenger RNA, 963 nt
Organism: Marasmius oreades (fairy-ring Marasmius)
Lineage: Eukaryota; Fungi; Basidiomycota; Agaricomycetes; Agaricales; Marasmiaceae
Exons: 7
Coding region: 19-852 (277 amino acids)
Molecular function (GO): hydroxyacylglutathione hydrolase activity
Source: RefSeq, a predicted model, not a curated record